Molecule: messenger RNA, 9773 nt
Organism: Loxodonta africana (African savanna elephant)
Lineage: Eukaryota; Metazoa; Chordata; Mammalia; Proboscidea; Elephantidae
Gene: ERGIC2
Product: ERGIC and golgi 2
Exons: 14
Coding region: 172-1305 (377 amino acids)
Biological process (GO): retrograde vesicle-mediated transport, Golgi to endoplasmic reticulum; endoplasmic reticulum to Golgi vesicle-mediated transport
Cellular component (GO): endoplasmic reticulum; COPII-coated ER to Golgi transport vesicle; membrane
Source: RefSeq, a predicted model, not a curated record
GCGAGAGUCCCCUUCUGACGUUUUCAAUGGUGGUAGUCUCCUUUGGUUCUCGCGAUAUUCCUGGGUACACGGGAGCCCGGGCGACCCGGGCUUCUGUGAAACAUGGCGGUCGGCUGGGACAGUAACAGAAGCAUAACUAUAUGAAGGAAGAAGAGGAGGGUUUUCCUGAAGAUGAGGCGACUGAAUCGGAAAAAAACCUUAAAUUUGGUGAAAGAGUUGGAUGCCUUUCCAAAGGUUCCUGAGAGCUAUGUGGAGACUUCAGCCAGUGGUGGGACAGUUUCUCUAAUAGCGUUUACCACUAUGGCUUUAUUAACCAUAAUGGAAUUUUCAGUGUAUCAAGAUACAUGGAUGAAGUAUGAAUAUGAAGUAGACAAGGAUUUUUCUAGCAAAUUGAGAAUCAAUAUAGAUAUUACUGUUGCCAUGAAGUGUCAGUAUGUUGGAGCAGAUGUAUUGGAUUUAGCAGAAACAAUGGUUGCAUCUGCAGAUGGUCUAGUUUAUGAACCAGCAAUAUUUGAUCUUUCACCACAGCAAAAAGAGUGGCAGAGGAUGCUGCAGCUUAUACAGAGUAGGCUGCAGGAAGAACAUUCGCUUCAAGAUGUGAUAUUUAAAAGUGCUAUUAAAAGUGCAUCAACUGCACUUCCCCCCAGGGAAGAUGAUUCAUCCCAGCCUCCAGAUGCUUGCAGAAUUCGAGGUCAUCUAUAUGUCAAUAAAGUAGCAGGGAAUUUUCACAUAACUGUGGGCAAGGCAAUUCCACAUCCGCGAGGCCAUGCACAUUUGGCAGCACUUGUCAACCAUGACUCUUACAACUUUUCUCAUAGAAUAGAUCAUUUGUCUUUUGGAGAGCUUGUUCCAGGAAUUAUUAACCCUUUAGAUGGAACUGAAAAAAUCGCUGUAGAUCACAACCAGAUGUUCCAGUAUUUUAUUACAGUUGUGCCAACAAAACUACAUACGUAUAAAAUUUCAGCAGACACUCAUCAGUUUUCUGUGACAGAAAGGGAGCGUGUCAUUAACCAUGCUGCAGGCAGCCAUGGAGUCUCUGGGAUAUUUAUGAAAUAUGAUCUCAGUUCUCUUAUGGUGACAGUUACUGAGGAGCAUAUGCCAUUCUGGCAGUUCUUUGUAAGACUCUGUGGUAUUGUUGGAGGAAUCUUUUCAACAACAGGCAUGUUACAUGGAAUUGGAAAAUUUAUAGUUGAAAUAAUUUGCUGUCGUUUCAGACUUGGAGCCUACAAACCUGUCAAUUCUAUCCCCUUUGAGGAUGGCCACACAGACAACCACUUACCUCUUUUAGAAAAUAAUACACAUUAGCACCUUCUGAGCAAAGGAGAAAAAACUUUUUGCCUGAGACCGAAUACCUUUUUUAAUAGUAAAAUAUUGUGCAAUAUAUUCAAAGAAAAGAAAAUCUGAAUGAGAUGCAGGAAACAUACCUAUGGAAAAAAAAAAGAAACCCCAAACUGAAAAUCUGUAUAUGUUCUGUCUGUUACAAACGUCCUAGAAGAAAUUAUGCCACUAAUCAGUGAUUAAGCCCAGCUGGAGUAUUGCCCUGAAGAUGACCCCUUCUGAGACUUUCACAGCAGUGGGGCAGGAUCAAAAUCAGACCUUGCUUCUUGGUGACAAAAAGCCUGAAGGAAAGACUUCAGACACCUCUAAAGAAAAAGGCAUUGAUAAGUGCAAAUGUUUACGCCCUUUUGUUUUUAAAAGAUAUGAUGUCAGAAUAAAAUAUGGAAAACAUGGAAAACUAGUCUAUACUUUAAAAACUUGUGAUCAGGUCACACUAUUAAUAAAGGAAAACAGGGACUAGUCCCUAUGUUAUAGCCAUAUUAAUGUUAAGCCAUAUCGACAAGACCAUUUAUCCAAUAAUUUGGUCUUAUGAAGGUAACUGCUUUUCUCUGAACUCUGGUUAUUGACAUUUCUAACUCUUCAGAGUCUUAGAAGACUAAAGUAAAUUCUACAGGGGCAGAUACAUAGGUACAGUGAUACGUAACAAGUAUCAUUGACAGAUUUUAUAGUAGGAGUUUAUACGUGGAGAAGAAAGCACAUGUUUUUAGAAGAUGUGAAGCUUCCUAAUUUGAUCAUUUUAGUAUUGGUAAGCUUCGGGGGGUAAUAUAAAAAUUCACUUCUGAUGUUGGAAGUUACUGGUUUGUCAAAUAUUAAGAGAAAAAGGAGGCAUGUAUAGAAUAUUUUAUACAUGUUACAGUGAGUGCAGAAUGGGGUAAAAUAGAAGAAUGAGGGAGAUAUUUAAGUAAGGCAACACAAUGUCAGACCUGAGAGACACUGUCAAUGUCCAUGAAACUGUAAAACUAGAUUACAGAAGUAUCUGCAUUCAGGAUACCCUGAAUGUGACUGGUUCUGUAGUAGAGUGUAUUCUUCUAGCUUUCUUACUAUUUAUUUAAGGGUCGAUUUUAAAUUCCAGAAUAUGAGAGAUUGAAAAUAAUGAGAGGUCGCUAUCACUCAGGUGCCAUUAAAAACUAUAUUUGGAGUGUGUGUGCCAACAUCACUUUUUGUAAUACUUAGAAGAGUCGUCAGUUAGUCCCCAUAAAUUUAAAUCAUUUAGGCAAACGGGGAAACAGAGUCCCAGGUAAAUAAUAAGGUCAAGACUUUAAAAGAUUAGAUCUAAAUCCUGGCUUUUAAAGAAUGAGAUGUCGUAUGUUAUAAUUUUUUUUUAAGAUUGAAAAAAAAAAUUCCUAAAAAGCAGUUAGGACAGACUUAGUAUCAUGAAGAGAAGGGAGGAUAAUGACAAAACUACUUUGCAGUAAAGUUUAUAUUGUAUGAUAUUUUGCAGAAGAUAACAGAAGCAUUUUUGUUUAAAAUAUACCACUUAUUAUUAAGAGUCAUGAAGUUAACUGAUUAAUAUAGAUGACAUAACAAACCUUGAAAGGUUUUUGAAUAACAAACAAAAACAAAAAAUAAAUGUGCUUUAUCUGGGCUUUUUUUUUUUUUCUUCAGCUGUUAUUUUCGGUAAACUUGGUCUAGGAAAGAAUAGAACAGCUCUCAAAAGAAAUUUUAAUUGACAAGAAUUAGAAUUUUAGCAAACUGAGACUGAAUGUUGGUUCUCAGAAUCUGUAUGUCAGAAAAUUUAACCAAGUUUUAGUUUUGUUUUUAGUGGGGAAAAAACGAUUUUCUUUCAGUUAGUAUUAUAACAGCUAAGUUCUUUAAAAAGAAUUGUUAAAAUUGUUUUGGUACUUAAAUAUUUUUUUUACAUGUUUUCCAAAUACCAUAUUAAAAUUUUAAUGGAAUUAUCCUCUCCCAGUAAGAUUGACUAUAAAUUUUUAAAGAUCAAAAUCCUGUUUUGCCAUUGAUUUCCAUUAAAAGUUAAGAAAAGUUUCCAUGUGAUACUCUUCAAAUAGGAUCAGAUUUUUGGCCGUGAAAGUACUAAGAUCCUGGCCAGCCUGGCAAGUGAUGAAGUAUAUCUGCAUGUUAGGAUCUUUUGGGAGGUUUUGACCUCACCAGGUGUUUCUUUUCCUUUGAUGAGAGCGCUGUACGUCUGACCUAGCUUUUGUAGAACUUUGCCCUGGGCCUGGGAAGUCUCCAGCCAUAAUAUCCAGCUUUAUUACUCAACGCUCCUUUUCUUUUCUUUAGUGUAUUUAUGAUAUCUUUAUGAAUGUACUGCAGCCAAAAUGUCAGACCUCAAAUUAUGUGAAAUGGAUUUUUUUUUUUUAAUCAUUGCCUACAUUGGCCUAUAAAAAAAUUAAACAUUUAGGUGACUAUUUCCUAUAGUGUUUGUGUAUUUCAGACUACCUCUUUGGAAAAGCUUAACUCAGAGUAAGUAGUUGUCACAAUUAAAAAAUUACUUCUAAUUUUCAGCUUACAUAAUUAUUAUCACACUUUUUUCAUAAACAUUUUAUGAUAGCACCCAAUUUUUAUAAAAAUAACUAGUGCAAACAAAGUUUGCAAUCUUUAAUAUAAACUUUGGGAUUCAGAAAGGAAUGACUAAGAUUUCACUUUUUAAUGGUAUAGGUAGGGAUAUAUUAUGCAUUGCCUUUUUAUAUCUUGGGUUGGUGAUUGAAAUAUAAAAUAAAUUUAUAUGCAAUUCUUGUACUUUAAGAGUUUACACUUGAGUUCAAGAUGCAUAUUUUUGGUUAUUUAAAAAUUACUUAAAUCUGGGCCUUAGGACAUUUAAAAUCACAGAAUGCUCUUUAGUAUGUAAGCUCUUUUUGUUUUCAGCUCUAGCAAACAUUCAGUAAACCAAGUUGAGUAACCCUUUAUUCAACAUUGUCAAAAUAGAUCACUGUUUCUUCACUAUUUUAUGGUGUAAUUCCUGGAUGAAUCCCCAAGUAUUAAAAAAAAAAAAAAAUUACUGAUGAUAUAAUCAAUGUAUAAUUUCUUCCCCCCCUUUCUGAAGUAUUUCUUUAGUAAUGAAGUCAUUUGCAUCAAUUUAGAAACAGACUCAGCAACUGGUUACUUUCAUUUUUAUGUUCAUCCUGGGAUAUCACACUAUUUGGAUGUUGGUCCCUUCAUACUAGACAAAUCUUUUUACCUUGAGAUUCUAAAUGAGUUGUUUGAAUGAGGUGUAACUGGAGGAGGUAAUGUUCAGUGAGUGUAAAAUUGUGAAAAAUAUUUUUUCUGAGUUAUGUGUCUAUCUACCUCAACCUUUUCUAGUAUUAAUGGCCUCAGGCACUGACAGUCUUCAACUCUGUUUGAUACUGCCUCAGGUAUCCUAUGUGUGGAGAAUAUGGGAAUUACCAAAAUUUCUUUUAAAAUAUAGGGACCUUUGGUUUGUUCGGAGCCCUGGUGCUGCAGUGGUUAAGAGAUCAGCUGCUAACUAGAGUCGGCAGUUCAAAUCCACCAGCCACUCCUUGGAAACUCUGUGGGGGAGUUCUGCUCUGUCUUACAGGGUCGUUAUGAGUUGCAAUUGACUCGACGGCAGUGGUUUUUUUUCGUUUGUCCUUUCCAUCCUCUUACUUCCAAAAGUAGAAGGUUCUUUCCCAUUACUCUGUAUAUAUUAGGCACUUACGUAAUUGUUAAUUGAUAUUGAUGUGAAAUAAUUGUAUAAUAGGCAUUUUCUUACAGAUACCUAUUUUAACUGAUCCUCAACAAGAGAACUUCAUUUGUAUCAUUUAUCUGAUGUCACAGAUAGAACAUGCUUCAGCAUGUAAAUCUAACCCUAUUAAUGGUGUCAGAAUAAGUGAAGCAAUUAUGUACCUAUGUGUUAGACUUAUAUUCAUCUAAUAGUUAUUAUUCCUGUGUUUUGAUUUGGUUGAAAGCAUUCUUUGGAAGAUUGUUUCCUUUCCUCCUGGGGUGUAGGAGUGGACAGGGGGGAAUUGGUUGCAUAAUUAGCAGUUAAACAGAGACACUACACUAGCAAGGGUACAUUUUUUUUUAACUCAAAUUUUUUAUUUAAUGAAAAGUCAAAAUGAGAAUACUUGAUCAAUGAAGUUAUUGAAUUGCUGAAACACAUAAUAAUCAAAAGAUAGUGAGUUAUUAAAGCUAUUAUGUCUUAACUAUUAUGUCUAAUUCCAGUGAACUACAUUUUGAUUUCAUACUUUUAUCCUGGUUGCCAUGAGUCAGAAUCUACUCGAUGGCAACUAACAACAAUAAUAGUUUUUAUCUUAAUUGAUGUGACUCAAAGUAUGGGGUAGCCAUCUGAACUAAAGAUCACAGGAUGCUUUGUUUUAGAGCAGAGUUGUCUACCCUGGAAAGUAGUUCUAGAACUUAGAUGACAUUGGGAAAGACAUGGAUGAGUCCAGAGAAAUUGCCUCAAAAUGUCCUUUGUGGAGCUCAGCAAAACCUCAGUCUUGGGCUAGAUACUGCCCUUGAGACCUUGGACACUUCAACUACCUAAAAGUGUCUUUCUGAGUACCAACUACCAGUUAUUCCAAAAAGUGAGCAGAUAUAUGACUGCUGUUCUUUGGUAACAUUUUAUGCCUGUGUAAUUUUCUAGUAGUGGUGUGGUAUUGUCUAAUAGUUGCUUAGAUCCCACACAUUGUAUUUGAAUAACAUCCCAUGUUUUCAAUAUGAAGAAUGCUGCAAGCCUGCAUGCACUCAUCUUUCAACUAUGAGUAAAGUUGGGAUAACAGUUAUAUAAAUAGUAUAUUAUGAGUUUGAGACUAUAUAUAGUUUUUGCAAAUUAAUUUGUUUAGAUAAUACAUAAAAUAUGUUUUAAAUAAAAAACAAAACAACUGUCCUCUAAACUUGCAAUCACUUAGCGAAGUCUACCCUCUUUUCUGCCAUACAUUAUACAGUUAACAAGGUGCAGUUGGAAUGAUUAAGAUGGUAACUAGUAAUUUCUCCAGUGAUCAUAGAAGUUAUCUGCCCCAUUUUUAGAAAAAAAGAAAAGUUUAAAAUUUUAUUUGAAAUUCUUUCUUUAAUGGCAAAGAUCAGGGGAGUAGGUUUUUAUGUGAUUCUAGCUUAGGACACCUAACCCCACAUUCACCUUGCUAAAUGAGGCAUAGGUGAAAUAAGCUUGAUUAUCAAGGGUUUGGGGACUUCAAUGAAUCCGAAGGAAACUCGCAUGAGAAGGUUAUCAAUAGCUGGUGAUUAAAAGAUGUAGAAAUAAUAGUUGUCAAGCUCAAAAUAUGAGAUAAUAGAUUUUUGCUUAAAAGAGUAAUAGAGUCCCAGAUGCAAAUAUACUUGAGCCCUUGUUCUAUACAUAACUAUUUACACCUCUUGUUCCUUUUUAGGUUUAAGAAGUGGGUAUAGUUGAGAAACGGCUCUUGGGUGGUGCAAAUGGUUUGCUCUGGGCUAUUAACUGGAAGGUUGGCAGUUUGAAUCCACCCAGUGGUGCCAUGGAAGAAAGGCCUGGCGAUCUGUUUCAGUAAGACUACAGCCAAAACCCCUUGGAGUACGGUUCUACUCUAAAGCACAUGGAGUCGCAAUGAGUAGGAAUUGACUUCAUGGCAAUUUGUUUUAUAGUUGAGAAAAAUGUUAAAUGUGAACCCAUUUUUCUGAUUCUCCCACCUCUAAACCAGGAUUCCAGGUAUAACAUGGAAAGGAAGGAGAGACUUUUCAGUGGGGAAUUAUUUCUCUUACAGCAUUUUUGAGGAAGUUGAGACCAUUCUUCCUUUAUUCAUCUUGAUUUUAAACCUUUCUACUGUGUAUCCCAGAACAUUUCUAAGGUCAGUACUGCUUUCUUUCACAUUUUUCAGCUUCUAUGAUGUGUUUUUCCGUGUUUACUGGGUUGAGUUAAUUCUUUCUAGGAGAAAAGAAAGGCUAAAUACAGAAAGGUCAGGGUACUUUGGUAUUUUAUAUGCAAGAACAUAGAAUGUUAGGAAACAAUCAGGAAAUAUUUUUUUUAAAAAAAUAUGUAUGAUUAUAGGUUAGGAUAUGACUUUCCCUCUCUCACUGAAGUGAGAAGAAUGUAUAGGUAAGACCCAUGGGUGAAUACAUGUCAGCACAUUUGACAGGUAGUAAGUUGGGGCAUGUUUCUUGUUACUUCCUAAUCUUGAGAACCACAUUUUGCUGUUUUAGAGGUAUCUGAGAGGUUCCAGGUAAAAGGUGAUUGCUGAAUGUUCUUAGGCCUUGAGUGUGCUGGAUGCCCUAAAGUAGGAUAGGAAUUUAUAACAGAAGCUCACAAUGAAGAACCAGACAUUCCGAGCCAUCUGAGAUCUUGCAACGAGAAGGCGCCAGACGAUGAGGAAGAGGGCGGUAUUAAAGAGGUAGCGAAUAUUUCGGAGCCUGGGGGACAGAUAUACAUAAUCGGUGUUAAAACAGCACCAAACACUCAACCAUGUUUUCCGAAGCAUAAAUGUGUCCCUCUUGGCUAUGACCAGCAAAUAGUUAUUAAGUGCUCACAGAUUUUUUUUUUUUCACAGAUAGGUGGUAUGACUGAUAGCCCAGUGAUGGUAUUUUCUUGGUUUUUAUCUUUUAUUUGCACACCAUUCUUGCUGAAUAAUUAGAUUUCCACAGCAUUCCCUCAACUAGUUCCUCUUUCUCAUACCACAAACAUGUUCAGCAUAAUCUUUCUUAAAUGUACUUUGAUCGUAUUAUCAUAUCACAAAUUUUCACUGGUUCUUUUUCAUUAAAAGGUAAGUCUGUAGCUUAUUACUGAAGGUUCUACCCUAUCAAUUUGCAAUCUAAAUUUUCAUCUUAUAUUCUAGGUAAUACAAAUCCUUCGCUUCUGCCAGAAAUACAUCACGCUGGUAUAAUUCUUUUUCCCUCAGAGAUUAUUGAGUGAAAGAAAAGGAAGUUGAAGAAAUUGAACAGUGGUUAAGUGAUUUGCCCAGCUUAAAUCACAGAAUUAGAUCUGCUGCUUAGCUAGGUAUUCUUUCUGUAUCACAUUAUGAUAAGGUGUGCUAGAAGAAACAGAAAACUUGGGUUCAAGUCCUGACUCUUGUACUUCCUACAUGUUACCAUAAACAAGUUAUUUACCUCCUUUGAACCUAAAUACUUCUUUUGUAAAAAUGGGAUAACAAAAAAUUAUAAUAUCUGCCUCCUAGGGAUGUAGUGAAGACUAAAUGAAAUGGUAUAUAACAGGGCAUAGUCCAGAGCACAGGACCUGUAAUAUAGUAAUGCUCAGGAAAUGUGAUUUCCACUCCUCCGCUACCCAGAUUUCAUGCCUUGUAUAAAAUCAGGUCCAUAGUAGGUGCUCAAUAAAUAUUAACUGACUGUGCUUACCUUUUAAAGUGUUGCCUUGCUUCUGGGAUCCCAGCCAUGUCCUCUUUCAGUAAGUAUAUCUUAACUCCUAAAACAUAAUUUUCAAUAUAUUCUAUCCAGUUCAACUGGCGCAUGUCAAAGUUGAAUACCUGAAAGGCAAGAAGAGAUUACGAUUACCAGAAUCAUUGGAUGGUCACUUUGUCAAACUUGAUAAGGUCUUCUUACAUAAAUGAGUGACAUUCAGUUUGAGAGACUCAGGUUUGGACCCUUCAAAAGAAGAGAUUAUUUGAGCCGUUAUUUUAAAAUGCACCAACAGUAUGGAUGACCAUGUAAACAGGAAUAUUUUAACAUGGACCAAGCAAAUUCACUUGACAUUUAGGAAGUCUUGUGAGGGAAAUGUAAAUGAACUGGUAUUACUUAGGUGGAGAAAGCUUAAGAAAUUACUUAGACUUGGGAGACUUCCUCAAAUAAGGAUUAAUUUUAAAACAAAUGAUGGAGUAAUGUGUUAGGGACAAAUAGGUUAUGCCUUUUUUCCCUGCCCUUAGCUCUUAAAUUUUGUUGUUCUCUUGGCCUACUCUCCUUUCUAACAUCACCACCUCACCAUACAUAUUAGGAUAACUUUUGAGAAGCAAAACAGAAUUUAUAUAUAAAAGGCACAGAGUGACUGGAGGUAAAAGAGAUCCAGGGAGGGGAGAAGGAGAAGCAGAUGACAGAGAGAUGAUUUAUUUGAGGAGGAAAACUGUUGUAACAUAGAGGAUAGAUACUGAAAGUGACAAUAAAGGGGAUUUUUUUUUUUUUUUGGCUGUGAUUAAGAAUGUGUUAUCCUUUGGUGUGUUAUUGAAAGGCCAGUGUAAAGAUUUUAAUUGCUUUCAAUAGAUUGUAUUUCUGCCAUAAUUUCUUUGGAAAUGAUGUGUGCUGACAUUGGAUCAUGAAGGAGCCUCACUUUAUAUGGGUUACAAAUGGAGAUAGGUUAGAGAGGCCUGAUAGUUCAUCUUUGAGUCACCCACGCAUCUUUUCAGAAUCUCUGUAGAGCUUAACUGAGGAAAGAGAAGGAGAAAAUGCACCUCAAAUGUAAUACGAAAAUGCUUUUGCUUGAAUAUAAAGAACCUGGGGCAAUAACAGUUGUUAAACACUGGAAAGAGUGUCAGCCAGAUAGUGGUAUCAUCUUGAAUAUACUCAGAAGGUGCUUCCUGGAAGAUUUGGGUAUGAUCCUGUUAAAAUAUAAAAAAAAAAAAAAAAUUGCA